AGCUUUCCGGGAAGGACGCGGGGGUGAGCCCCGCCGCCCCGGCUGCACCUUAUAACCCCACAGACAGCCCUGAGGCUGCGGGAGGUGGACCAUGUCUGCUUGGGCAGCCCUCCUGCUGCUCUGGGGUCUGGCCCUGAGCCCGGUGACUGAGCAGGCGACGUUCUUUGACCCCAGGCCAUCCCUGUGGGCCGAGACCGGCUCACCGCUGGCACCCUGGGCCGACGUGACGCUGACCUGCCAGAGCCCGCUGCCGACCCAGGAGUUUCAGCUCCUCAAGAAUGGCGUGGGCCAGGAACCGGUGCACCUGGAGUCCCCUGCCCAUGAGCACAGGUUCCCGCUGGGACCAGUGACCAGCGCCACCCGGGGCCUCUACCGCUGCAGGUACAAGGGCAACAACGAUUGGGUCAGCCCGAGCAACCUGGUGGACGUGACGGGUGCAGAGCCCCUGCCCCCACCCUCGCUCUCAACCAGUCCCGUGUCCUGGAUCACACCCGGCCUGAACACCACACUGCUGUGCCUCUCGGGACUUCGAGGUGUGACUUUCCUGCUGAAGCUGGAAGGAGAGGACCAGUUUCUGGAGGUGGCUGAGGCCCCAGAGGCCACGCAAGCCACCUUCCCAGUCCACCGGGCUGGGAACUACAGCUGCAGCUACCGGACCCACGCGGCAGGCACCCCCUCGGAGCCCAGCGCCACAGUGACCAUAGAGGAGCUGGACCCGCCGCCGGCGCCCACGCUGACAGUGGACAGGGAGUCGGCCCAGGUCCUGAGGCCGGGCUCGCCUGCCUCACUCACCUGCGUGGCGCCCCUGAGCGGCGUGGACUUCCAGCUGCGGCGGGGCGCGGAGGAGCAGCUGGUACCCCGGGCCAGCACCAGUCCGGACCGCAUCUUCUUCCGGCUGAGCGCGCUGGCCGCGGGCGACGGCGGCGGCUACACCUGCCGCUACCGGCUACGCGGCGAGCUGGCGGCCUGGUCCCGGGACAGUGCGCCGGCCGAGCUGGUGCUGAGCGACGGGACGCUCCCCGCGCCGGAGCUGUCGGCCGAACCCGCGGUCCUGAGCCCCACGCCGGGCGCGCUGGUGCAGCUGCGGUGCCGGGCACCGCGCGCCGGCGUGCGCUUCGCCCUGGUGCGCGAGGACGCGGGAGAGCGCCGGGUGCAGCGCGUCCUGAGCCCCGCGGGCCCCGAGGCCCAAUUCGAGCUGCGCGGCGUCUUGGCGGUGGACUCGGGCAACUACAGCUGCGUCUACGUGGACACGUCGCCGCCCUUCGCGGGCUCCAAGCCUAGCGCGACCCUGGAGCUGCGCGUGGACGGGCCGCUGCCCAGGCCGCAGCUCCGGGCCCUGUGGACUGGGGCCUUGACUCCGGGCCGCGAUGCCGUCCUGCGCUGCGAGGCCCAGGUGCCCGACGUCUCCUUCCUGCUGCUGCGCGCGGGCGAAGAGGAGCCCUUGGCGGUGGCUUGGUCCACCCACCGCUCCGCGGACCUGGUGCUGACCUCCGUGGGGCCCCAGCACGCCGGCACAUACAGCUGCCGCUACCGCACCGGCUGGCCCCACUCCUUGCUGUCGGAGCUCAGCGACCCGGUGGAGCUCCGGGUGGCAGGAAGCUGACCCAGUGGCCGACCCGGGUGCUGAUGGUUUCCUCGGGGAGUCCUUUCUCCAGCCUGCCUCCGAUGCCUUGUGCUGCAGCCGGAAGCUGCAGUUCUCCCUGGGAGCAGGGGGAAUGGCCGCCUGUUCCUGAUCCAUCCUAGGAACCAAUAAAUGUGCAGACAGCCUUUAA
This is a messenger RNA of Bubalus bubalis (water buffalo), 1772 nucleotides long. RefSeq names its product alpha-1-B glycoprotein (gene A1BG). The record is from RefSeq and is a predicted model, not a curated record. Gene Ontology annotation, cellular component: plasma membrane. The transcript has 8 exons. The coding region runs from base 92 to 1603 and encodes 503 amino acids. NCBI's taxonomy places the organism in Eukaryota, Metazoa, Chordata, Mammalia, Artiodactyla, Bovidae.